AUGAUCCUAUCCCUGCUUAUCGCGACGGCCGCCGUGCUCGCCUCGGCGGCCGACGCCAGCACCACCGACGCCAGCACCACCGACGCUAGCACCGCCGCCGCCGAGUGCACACACCCGCCAUACCGGGUCUACAAAGUGUCGUCGUCGCCACUGAUCCUGUACCUAGAAGGCUUCCUGACACCCGGCGAGCAGACGCAUUUACUCAACGCAACAGCAUCCCGCUUCCGGCGGUCCGUCGUCGCGGGCUCCGAUGGCGCCGCGCAGCAGUCCACUAUCCGCACGUCGCAGUCGACGGACCUCGACCACCACGCCGACAACGUGGCCGCGUGCAUCGCACGGCGGGCGCUCGACCUGCAGGGCUUCGAUGCGCGCGACGCCCAGCUCGAGCCGCUGCAGCUGGUGCGGUACGCGGCCGGCGAGGAGUACGACGUGCACACGGACUGGCUGGCCGACGGCGCGUAUGCGACAGCGCCCAACGGCGGCAACCGGGCGACGAGCUUUUUCGUCUACGUGCACGUGGCGGCGGGGACGACGGGUGGCGGCACCAACUUCCCGCUUGUGGUCGCGCCGCGCGACGGGCGGUGGUGCGCGCGCGGGUUCGUCGAGUGCGACGCGCCGUACGCCAGCGGGCUGACGUUCCGGCCGGUCGCGGGCAACGCCGUGUUCUGGGAGAACCUGGCUGGGGGUGGUGGUGAGGGAGACGCGAGGACCGAGCACGCCGGGCUGCCGCUGACUAGUGGCGACAAGGUCGGCAUGAACAUCUGGACCAGGCAGCUGCCGCUGAGCCAAGAGGCGCGGAGGCGCGACGUGCCGCUGGACUUUUAG
Lasiosphaeria miniovina is the source of this 825-nucleotide messenger RNA. RefSeq lists its product as uncharacterized. Gene Ontology annotation, cellular component: endoplasmic reticulum. The record is from RefSeq and is a predicted model, not a curated record. Gene Ontology annotation, biological process: peptidyl-proline hydroxylation to 4-hydroxy-L-proline. The transcript has a single exon. Bases 1 to 825 code for a protein of 274 amino acids. Lineage: Eukaryota; Fungi; Ascomycota; Sordariomycetes; Sordariales; Lasiosphaeriaceae. Gene Ontology annotation, molecular function: L-ascorbic acid binding; procollagen-proline 4-dioxygenase activity; iron ion binding.